AUGGAUAAUGGUGGGCAGUUUGAUAAUGGGCGGUAUAAAGGGACACCACCUUCUAUGUGGAAUAUAAUGCCUCAGCAUCAGAUAAAAGAGCAACAUAACGCCCUCGUCAUGAAUAAGAAGAUCAUGUCCAUCCUUGCCGAGCGCGACGCUGCUCUCAAGGAAAGAAACGAAGCCUUAGCUGCCAAGAAAGAAGCUUUAACCGCUCGAGACGACGCACUUCAGCAACGUGACAAAGCUCUCUCCGAAAGAGACAAUGCUAUCAUGGAGAGGGAAACUGCUUUAAACGCUCUUCAAUACCCUGAUAACAACUUAAACCACAUUCUUCCAUGUGCAAAGCGUGUUGUAACCGAAAGAAGAAGCCAUCUACCAAACCCUUCCCCUAUAUCAACUAUUCCCGCCAACAAGAAACCGACCACCAAAAGGAAAAAAGAGAGCAGAAAAGAUCUGAACCUUCUGGCUGCUUCCCCUGGAAAGAAAUGCAGAAAAGAUUGGGACAGUAACGAAGUCGGUUUAAACCUAAUCACGUUCGAUGAGACUACAAUGCCUGUGCCGAUGUGCACUUGCACAGGGACUGCUCGUCAGUGUUACAAAUGGGGAAGUGGAGGGUGGCAAUCAUCUUGCUGCACAACCACAUUGUCUGAGUAUCCUCUCCCGCAGAUGCCAAACAAGAGGCAUUCGAGGAUGGGUGGUAGGAAGAUGAGUGGGAACGUCUUCUCUAGGUUACUUAGCCGUUUAGCUGGUGAAGGGCAUGACCUUUCCUCUCCUGUUGAUCUCAAGGAUUAUUGGGCUAGGCAUGGCACGAAUCGUUACAUCACUAUCAAGUAACCAAGACUAUUUUAUAUACAAGUAUGUUUCUUCUCUUUAACAGCUAGGUUUCGAAAAAGAGUGAAGCUUAGAGGCUCAUUAUUGUUUUUUAUUAUUGUCCAUAGUUUCCGUAAUGCAAAAAUGUUUAGUAUUUGUCUUUGACUUGGUUUCGUAACUAAUAAGCUUGUUUAGUGAAUGAUUUCAAAUUGCAAAAUAUCUUCACUAAAUCGUAACUGUUUCAGCA
Molecule: messenger RNA, 1048 nt
Organism: Eruca vesicaria subsp. sativa (arugula)
Lineage: Eukaryota; Viridiplantae; Streptophyta; Magnoliopsida; Brassicales; Brassicaceae
Source: the annotation of a GenBank genome assembly